AAGAGUAGAAGUAAAUUAAGAUGGAGGAGGUUUCUAAGCUAUGGAUUGUGAUAGCUUCAUUCAUAGUGGUGAUGCUAUGCCAUUUUAUCUACCAUUGGAGUAAUCCAAAGUGUAAUGGAAAACUACCACCAGGGUCAAUGGGUUUUCCAAUCAUUGGAGAAACUAUUGAGUUCAUGAAGCCUCAUGAUGCUCUUCAGUAUUCAACAUUCCUCAAGAAGAGAAUCCUCAGACAUGGACCAUUGUUUCGAACAAGCUUAUUUGGAGGCAAAGUUAUAAUCUCAGUGGAUAAUGAAUUGAAUAUGGAGAUGGCGAAGACAAAUCGUAUUCCCGGUAUCACGAAGAGUGUAGCAAGACUAUUUGGAGAAGAUAACAACCCUGGGAUAGGUUUCUAUAAUAUGAUGAAGGCAAGAAAAAGGAUGAAGAAGUUACUAAAGGAGGAAGUGUUGAAGAAGAGAGCAUCAGGAGAAGAGUUAGAAGAGUUCUUUGAGAUCAUAUUUGGGGAAAAGGAAAUGAUAAGCAUGGAUCAUGUGAUUGAGUACAUAUAUACCUUCUUUGUCAUUGCUAAUGAAACAACACCGCGGAUUCUUGCGACUACAGUGAAACUCAUAAGCGAAAAUCCUGAAGUCAUGCUAGAGCUUCAAAGAGAGCAUGCAAGAAUUGUUGGAGGUAAGUCUACCAAGCAAGCCGGCCUAACAUGGGAAGACUAUAAAUCCAUGACUUUCACCAAUAUGGUGAUCAAUGAGUCUCUUAGGAUCUCAACCACUGUGCCUGUAAUACUUAGAAAACCUGACCAUGACAUCCAAGUCGGCGAGUAUAUAAUUCCCGCGGGUUAGAACUCUAUGGGCUAUCCUAGUGUCCAUUUCAAUCCAGAAAAGUACGAGGAUCCUUUCGUAUUUAAUCCAUGGCGUUGGAAGGGGAAAUAUGUGGACGCGAUAGUCUCCAAGAAUUACAUUCCUUUUGGAGCUGGUCCUCGACUCUGUGUAGGAGCUUACUUUGCUAAGAUGCUGAUGGCUAUUUUUAUCCACCAUUUGUGUACACAUAAGUGGUCAAUGAAGGCAGAGAUCACAGUAACUCGAAGCUAUAUGCUUAUGUUUCCUCGUGGAUGUGAUGUUCAGAUCUCAAAAGACAUUGAAGUGCCUAAUUAGGGUGGUUAUAUUUUGUUUAAGGUCGUUGGUUUGUAAUCCUAUAGUAAAAUAAUGGUAUAUAUAGUCAUUGUUGUUGUGAUAUGUAUACAAAAGAGCUUCUAAGAAGAAAUAGUAAGUAAUUAGGUUGUGAUUUCUAUUCAAUAAAUGAAGUAAUUUGUAUUAUUACUAUAUAAAAAACGGUUUAUCUUUCCAGUUUAUAUAUGAUUGAAUAAAUGAUGUAAGCAAGCUAGGAUUUACAAAUCUUUAUGAAAUAAAAAAGGUUAAAUAA
Messenger RNA from Capsella rubella, 1413 nucleotides. Its product is annotated as cytochrome P450 708A2. NCBI's taxonomy places the organism in Eukaryota, Viridiplantae, Streptophyta, Magnoliopsida, Brassicales, Brassicaceae. Gene Ontology annotation, molecular function: monooxygenase activity; heme binding; oxidoreductase activity, acting on paired donors, with incorporation or reduction of molecular oxygen. The record is from RefSeq and is a predicted model, not a curated record. Gene Ontology annotation, biological process: sterol metabolic process.